Messenger RNA from Serpula lacrymans var. lacrymans S7.9, 2800 nucleotides. RefSeq lists its product as uncharacterized. Gene Ontology annotation, molecular function: GTPase binding. The transcript is spliced from 11 exons. Bases 141 to 2723 code for a protein of 860 amino acids. The record is from RefSeq and is a predicted model, not a curated record. Lineage: Eukaryota; Fungi; Basidiomycota; Agaricomycetes; Boletales; Serpulaceae.
GAUGACUUGGAUUUGUUUUUCAUGCAGUGAAAACGGGCGUAAAAGAACUACAUUCCGCUUUGGCAACAAGGGCUCCGAGUUAGUGAAGUUUAACCUGAUCGACAUCCUUGCCAUCGGGUCGAGCUAAAGCACAGCAAGCUAUGGAUUUGACAUCUUUUGGACCAUCAAAUUUUACUGUGGAGCCAGAUCUUCACCCACUAUACCCAAAUUCAAUCGCAAUAUCAUCUCUCCUGUCGUCGCAAUCCAGUCUAACUUCCUCACAAAAGGCAGAACUUGUAUCUCAUUGCCUGAUCCGCUCGUGUGUGUUCGGCGAGCUCCCUGUACUUUCAUAUCUUUUCGCCGAUCCCCACGCUAAAGUAUUUCUCGAUUUGAAUGCACAAGACGAGGAUGGACUGUGUUUGGUUAGCUUGGCAAUACAAGGAUUUGGAUCAGAGUCUGAAAGAGAUGUAGAACGAGAAGAGUGUGUUCGCCUCCUGAUUGCUCAGGGAGCAAAUGUGAACUGUGCAGAUCAAGCUGGUUGGACACCUCUACACUAUGCCGCUCUACUGUCUCCUCCGACUUUAGUCUCUCAUCUAAUGACUCACGGAUGCUCUCCCUUCUCUUUGACACGCCGCCAGCUCACGCCCUUAGACAUAGUCAGUGCUCAUACUCCGUUACCCGGACGUGAAGAUGUCAGUCUAUUGUUAGAGGAAGCCAUGCGUAGCCAGGGCUGGACGGGGGGAAGGAUCGUUAACGUCAGGAAGUCAUUGGAUGAGCGCAUCAAAAGAUGUGAAAAAGAGAAAAGAGUUCGUGACGAGGUUUCAAAUAUACUCCAAGUUGACUAUCGGUGGUGGGGCGCCGAUGAGUUGAAUGAUUCGUACCUUCAGUUGGAUGAUGACGAGACUGAUGAAAUGGAUGAAAGUUUUUAUACACCACCGUUAGGUUAUUCAUCGAUGCUGGUCUUUUCACCAGACGAACUUCCUCAUUUACUACAGUCCACCAUCACCGACUUUCAGCCUUCUUUACGGAAUACCCAGCCUGCCAAUGUCUUGUAUAUGAUGGCGCGCUUUGCUUGCUUGACCUGCGAUCGAACAUGGCUUGAAGAUUUAAUAAUAGGAGCUACUGAUGCCAUCGAGGAAAAGAUUUUUAGUCGAUCGGAAGACAUCACUUGCCUCGUGUUCUGGUUAUACAACAGCACUAUAUGGCUCCAUCUCAUGCAGUGCGAUAACUCGAUAAACGAAUCAUGCGAGAUGCUUGGUUCUUUCGUGCUCAUAGAAGAAGUAAUCAAUUCUGUGUUUGUAUUUAUCAUUCGCUUUGCCGAGAGGAAAAUCGAUGCACUACUCGAUGUUGCACUGCUGGAUCACUCUCCUCUCUCUUCUGAGCUAGACUCGGUGCAAUUCGAAUCAGAGUGGUCUUUUCUACGACCAUUUAGUACAAAGAAGAAAGCUGCAAAGUUCUCUUCUGGCGCGAAUGGCAUGUCAUCGCGCAGCAGAACACCAUCGUCACCCCUGGUUCUCCCCAUUAGACCAUCCUCUCCUUCGGUACAGCCAACGCUUGGUGCUGCUAUUGCUCCAAAAGGUUUUUCGUCCCUAAGGCAAAGUUUAUCUCUUGCAAGGCCUCCCUCGGCCCCUCUACAGUCUCUAUUUUCUGAUCCACCACUUUCACCAUCCCCAUACAAUGUCACGGCCUUCCUCACCGCUCUGCAUACACUGCUAACUUUAGCAGGAGUUAAUCCGGCGUUAACAAUACAACUGUGGUCGCAAGUGAUGUACUGGACUUCAUGUGAAAUCUUCAACCGAGUACUAACCCGAAAGAAGUAUAUUUGCCGCUCGAGAGCAAUCCAAAUAAGAAUAAAUUUGAAUGUGCUUGAGGAAUGGAUUGAUGAGAUGGGCUUACCCAGAGGAAUAUCCGCCCAUUUUUGUGCAGUUCGAGAUCUGUUGAAUUGGUUGCAGCGUCUGUCUUCAAUAACAGAUUUUCCGAACCUUGUUGCAACCAUACAGACGAUGAAGAACAUCAAUCCCUUACAGAUGCGGCGGGCUGUCCGCGAUUAUAAGUACGAAAUACAUGAAGGGAGAAUGACAGAAGAGUGCAUUCAAUAUCUCACGCAACUUCAGAAAGACUGGGAGCGGCAUCGUGUCAAGUUGGGGGUACAAGCAUUACGGAAGGAGAUUAGUGAUCGGGAACAGGAGCGUGAAGGGGGCUCCGCCCGAGAAAAUUGUGGCAUAGACCUAUCUCACACUACCAUCUCGGAAUCAUCUGCCGCUCAGCAUUGCAUCGACCUUCUAUUUCAACAGAGGGAAGAAGCAGCUCCAUGGGAACCGGCGAAGCCUCCCCAAGUGCUUGGAGAGUUACUAGACUCUCGAUAUAUGCUUCCAUUGUUAUUUCCGUCGGAUCCUCGCAUGCUGUCUGUUUCCUCUGUCACCAGUAUCAGUGUUAUUACCUCCUCUCAACAAAGUGCCCAGCGUUCCGAUACCGGAUGCAGUAUUAGCCGUGCGGGUGUUAGAAACAAAGGUGUUGUAGAUUGGAGGUCCCAGAGCAGGAAGGUCCGUGAUAUAGGCAUCGAGGCUUUGCAGCAGGUGGAUGGUAUCAGGUAUACUGCUCGAUGGAUGCGACCUGACGAAGGCGUUGAAAACGACAUUGCAUUCAGACGUGCCACCCCGCUCACACGAAAGCCUUCUAAGGGGAGAUUAAGCCUUGAUGCAAAUCACCACCCUCAGACCGACAGUUCGUAUUAUCUACAUUAAAUUUUGAUAGCAUAAUUUGCCUUUUGUUUCAUAAUUGUGUUCAGAGUACAAUAGCAAGCAAGUUCUAGGAUGUCAGG